Messenger RNA from Exophiala aquamarina CBS 119918, 4455 nucleotides. RefSeq lists its product as uncharacterized. Gene Ontology annotation, molecular function: structural constituent of nuclear pore; protein binding. The transcript has a single exon. Gene Ontology annotation, biological process: RNA export from nucleus; protein import into nucleus. The record is from RefSeq and is a predicted model, not a curated record. Gene Ontology annotation, cellular component: nuclear pore. The coding region runs from base 1 to 4455 and encodes 1484 amino acids. Lineage: Eukaryota; Fungi; Ascomycota; Eurotiomycetes; Chaetothyriales; Herpotrichiellaceae.
AUGGCCUUCAGCUUCUCCAAUGCCGCCUCGACCACCUCUACAUCGAACCCCGGAGGAGCCCAUGUGAGCGACGGAGCAGAGUUGCAAGAGAUCCAGACAAAUCAGCUCGGGUUUGCCGCUUUGAAUGGCGAGGCCAAAAUUCGCAUUUUUCCAACGCCCUGGCCUUCGGAUGAUCUGCCUGCCCCAUCAUCCUCACUAUUAUCAGUCGCAUCAUCCCGGGGGCUUGUAGCAGCUGCGGGUCCUGAUGCCAUCUAUAUCUCCUCCACAUCAAAGGUCCGAGAGAGCCUACAGUUGUCAGAAAAGGGGCCAAUACGCCCUCUAGAACCAGAUAUCAAGAUACCCCUCCCCCGAUUGUCACAGAUUGCGUUUUCAUCUGACGACAGUGUUCUCGUAGCCUCCACUCACUCGGAAGGAGGAAUCCUUGCCUUCCAGGUUGAAAGCCUCAAGAACGGACAGCUUGAACCUUUGGUUAAGAUUACGACAAAUGGGCAAACUCUGAGAGCUCUUGUGCCAAAUCCCGUGCCAGGCAGUGCCGAGUUGUUUGCCAUCGUCACGUCCAAUGGAGACUUGAUGAUAGUGGAUCUCAAAGCCGGUGCAUUGUUAUCGGGGAUCAACGGUUUCGUCCUCACAUCGAAUGUCAGCUGCGUCUCAUGGAGCAACAAGGGUAAACAACUAGUAGCAGGUUUGGCGGACGGCAACGCAGUGCAACUAAAACCGGACGGCACCGUUGUUGCCAACAUACCCAGAUCUACUUCUAUUGCACCAAAUGUUCAUGUCUCUGGCAUCUUGUGGCUGGAAAAUGACAUAUUUUUCACUGUAUAUACCCCAAGCGGGACCGACAAUGGAAUCCUGCCCUCCGAGUACUACAUCAUUACCAGAGAUGCAGAGCAAUCAAGGUUAACGUUUGAAAAACUACCCGAGGUCUUACCACUAUGGGGCGUGGAACGUUUACCAUCUGCACACUUCAUCUCUAGGCUUAGAGCAUUUGAACCACAUUUGCAGGAGCUCGUGGUAGUGACCGCUACCACUUCAAUAGACGUUGGGUUGGUCUCCAGGACAGACAAACCUCUUUCUGCAGAGGGAGUUGUGGCGCCGGCAUUUACCACUACUGUAAUCGAGGACGAUACACGACGUGCCCAACUACCUUUAUCCUCCGAAUUCCAAGACACUUCUCCCAUUGGGAUGGCUUUCGACCUGUCCAGCACCGAAAGGGUCCCAAAUCCCAUUCCGUCCGAUUUGGAAAUACUUGAAACUGCCGGCCCUGUUCCUAACUUGAUUGUUCUGAAUACUGACGGCGUGUUAGCGUCCUGGUGGCUCAUCUAUAACGAUUCAGUGCGGGCGAAGACUACUUAUGCUGGCUUCGCCUCGGUUCGAUCGCUUCAACAGGCGUCGCCCGACACUGGCAACCUUUCCCCAGCUCCAACUGCACAAAGUGCCAAUACCUCGACCAAUGUGACCAAUCCUGGCGCGUUCGCGAAGCCUACCUUUGGUGUACCCUCGGCUCAAUCUGGUUUUGGGAACACCUCUAGCAGCGCAUUUGGUACCUCCUCGCCCAUUGCGGCUGCAAAAUCGUCAUGGACCACAACCGGCUUCGGUGCAGGUACUGUUUCAGGAGCGCCUGCUUCCACAUUUGGCGCGCCUGCUUUUGGUAGCACGUCUACUCCAGCAUUCGGCUCAGCCAGUGCUCUUGGAAAACCUUCUCUCUUUGGCCAGCCAGCUUCCCCUGCUGGUCCAACGACUUUUGGCCAGGCCUCUUCAUUCAAGUCCAACCUAAAUCCGAGCCCUUUCUCCGCAGCUAACGCAGCAACAACGCAGUCUGGCUUCAGCUCCUUUUCCAACGCUGGGGGUUUCUCUUCAUUUGCGGGUGUGCAAACUGAUCAGAGCUCUAAAAGUCCCUUCGCUUCAACAUCCGGCAAAGUUGAAUUUGGACAGCAGGCAUCCGGAAACUUGUUUGGCUCCAACUCAUCCUCAUCACCAUUUGCUGCUGCCAAAACUUCUGGGUCGACGAUCUUUGGAGGCAAUAGCGGGGCUUUCAAGCUUCAGUCGUCGUUCCAGGGUGACGGCACCGCAAAGGAUGACGGACCAAAACCAGAACAGUCAGGUAGUUUCGGCUUGGGAGCCUCUUUGGAUGAUAUGAUGGGAGAAUCUCAAAAAGACCUAUCACCAACUCACGAUCAAGAAGCGGAGAUGGGGGAUGAAUCCAGUAAAAGCUAUACGGACUCUGACAGGGCUGAGGCCCCUGACUCCCAGAACAUUCCUGUGGAACGCACAAAUAAGCCUGCAACAUCACUCGUAACACCUCCGGCCACACUUAACCAAUCGAAAGCCACCCCUGCCCCACCACUGUCGAAUCUUUUUGGUGCUACGAGGGACCAAUCUACCACUCCUAUCCCUCAGCCAGGCACAACUGGAUGGUCCUUUGAUGGGUUGUCUUCAACAACGCCGAAGGAGACGCCAGCUCCAUCUCAUAUGGCUCUGUUUGGAACGAAGAACGCCAGCCAUGACACCGCCGCCAAUGUGCAAACCAGCACGCCUUCCAACACCUUUGAAUUCAUGAAGGAGCCGCCUGAGAUUAAACAGGAGCCCCCAAGUGACGACGAGUCCGUAGAUUUGAGUCAAAUCCCUGAAGCUCCUCUCCCUCCAGAUCCAGUUAGCAAGCCACUUUAUGCUGCUGGAGAUACCUCGGUGUCCUCAACUGCCUCUAAGACAUCACCUGACUCUGCACCCUUGCCUCCGGACUUCGUUCCACCUGCGACUAAAGCAGACGAAGAACGUUUGCAAGAGCUACCCAGCGAUGGGGAGGAAGAAGACGAAGGAGGUUUCAGCUCAGAUUUCGAAGGCAGUGGAGAAGAGGUUACGGAUGGCGCGAGCCAGGAGGAAGAUAAUAGCGACGAGCAGCACGAGCAGCUUCAGACAUCGCCAGAAAGUUCGUUCAAGAGUGGAGAUAGAAGUACAGAGGUCAGUCCAACUGGUGGACUUUUCACCAAAGUGAGUACUACCAAUUUCGGGGCAAAGUCUCAACGACCUCUUUUUGGGGAGGUGGGUUCGUCUGGGCCGAUAUUUGCACCACCGAAGCCGCACGAAAGUCCUAGGUCGCCGUCCCCAGUGAGAAAAGUAUUCCCCAUAGAAGGACUUCGGGUUGACCCAUCCCGGUCUGUCAGCGCACCGGCUCGCCCUAAAUCAGUGAUUGAUCAGCGAAAGGCUGAGUAUCACCAAUCAGCUCUUGCGAUACAAACUUCCAGGGCUAAGGAGGAAGAACUUGCGAAGGAGAAAGCACGCCGAGAAGAAGCUGCUCGACGAAAGGCUGAGGAGGAGGCUGAGCAACUUGCAUUGCUACAGGAUGAUGAAGACGACAGACUGAGGCAAGAACUCGAGAGACCAAUAACGCCUACGCAGGCUCUUGACGAUUUCAUCACGUAUCAGCCGAAAUCGCCGGAGGAUACGACUAAAACCGGAAUUCCAGCACAGAUCGAACGACUUUAUUCCGAUAUCAACUCGAUGGUCUAUACGCUGGGCAUCAACGUUCGUUCUCUCGCUUCUUUCAUGCAAUACCAACAGCUUGACGCCAGCAAUCAGUCAUGGCCUAGUGUGCUCAAGUCAGAGACGCCAAUGGAUGCGUUGAAUGAUGAAUGGCUGUUAGGUGACAUUACGCGUUUGCAUGAGGGGCAUAUCGCACUCUCUACGAUUUUGGACGAUAGCAAGAUCGACGGUUUCAACGACAAGCUACAACAGUGCCAAGAGUUGCUUGGACACGACCUUUUUGAACUCCGGGUAAAGUUGACAUCCAUCAAAAAAUCUCUGCAAGCGCUCGCUAGUGACGAGACCAGCAUGAGUGCACCGCUUUCCGCCGAGCAAUCAUCCAUCCAGAACGAUCUUCGUCGAGCUUCUGCUUCCGUACAGUCGAAGCUGGUGCAGGUGGAAGACAGUAUUGCGGUCCUUCGAGCGAAACUUGCGGAAAGUAGUGUGUCUGAACAUUCAAAUCGAAGAUCCAGCACAUUCGGAAGGACUCCAUCUCAAAAGAAGCCAACCGUAGAAGCUGUUACUAAGACAGUGGGAAAGAUGAUGGCCAUGGCAGAACAGAAAAGUGCAGAUAUUGACUUGCUUGAGAGCCAACUCAAGAAACUAGGAAUCUCAACAUCGAACACGUCAAUAACCGGCAACGGUGAGAAAAUCAAUGGUACAGAUGCCGUCUCGACACCACUACGAUUGAGACGCUCGGCAUAUGGAGCUACACCUGGAAGCUCAGGGAGUGUCUAUCAAACACCUGAUUCCAGAUUUGCCAGCAGCGUACGGUCGAACAAAACCCUUCGAAUGAGCCAGAACGGAGGGCUGGGGGUAGUCGCUGCGGAGGAUCGAGAACGAUGGCAGGUUCAAGCACGUCGAAAGAAGGAAACUACGACGCUGCUGAAGGGCAUUCUAAAUGAUAAGCGAAAGAAGCUUACGACAAAGACCUGA